Molecule: messenger RNA, 5494 nt
Organism: Rhipicephalus sanguineus (brown dog tick)
Lineage: Eukaryota; Metazoa; Arthropoda; Arachnida; Ixodida; Ixodidae
Gene: RpI1
Product: DNA-directed RNA polymerase I subunit RPA1
Exons: 31
Coding region: 127-5397 (1756 amino acids)
Biological process (GO): DNA-templated transcription
Cellular component (GO): RNA polymerase I complex
Molecular function (GO): DNA binding; DNA-directed RNA polymerase activity
Source: RefSeq, a predicted model, not a curated record
UGGCGCCGCCGGCCAUGUGCUCCGUGUGGUUUACGGUGCUGGUGUGCUUCAAAUCUUGAGGAAGUGAUAAAAUAGUGUUGCGAAUACACGGCGCUGAAACUGUGCGAGCAUAGCUCGCAUUCGGCGAUGGAUCUCGAGAAAAUCCCUCACCGCUUUGUGGACGGCAUCAGCUUUAGCGUGUUCAGCACCGAAGAGCUGCUGCGACAAGGCGUGCUCGAAGUGACUUGCGCCGAAACAUUCGACAUCGUCGGACACCCGACGAAAGGCGGCCUCCACGAUGCCCUGCUUGGGCCCAGUGAUCGUGAUGAAGUGUGUGCCACCUGUGGCCUUGGCUUCACUCACUGCCCUGGUCACAUUGGUUACAUCAAGCUGCCCCUGCUUGUGUUCAAUCCUGUGUUCCUCAGGACUCUCUAUCAGUUGCUCCGAGGCAGCUGCUUCUCCUGCCACCGUUUGCUUUCGCCUCCGGUUGCCUGCCAGGUGACACUGGCGCAGCUUCAGGUGCUCCAGUACGGCGCAGUUGGUACAGUGCAAGAACUGCAGGACAUUGCCAACGAGACCAUGGCCGACGACGACGACAAGGGUCGGCUCACUCACCGGGGAGCCAUUAGGGCUGCACUUCAGCGACGCAUCGAGCAGUGCGUGGCAUCGGUCAUCGACGGUGUUGGCGACAUGGAAGAGGCUCGUCGUGCAGCAGGCGUGAAGAAUGUUGUGGAGUGUAGACAACGCAUCGUGAAGACUUUCAUCCGCGAACACCUCAUGGGAGCGCCACGCAAGUGCCCGCACUGCGGUGAGCUGCGCCGGGCCAUGACCAUCCAGAACAACAGCCGCUUUGUGUACACCAGCAAGAUCCGACCGAUUGUGAAAGCACCCACCCUGUCUGUGCCGAUUAGGCGUGCGCACAACAGCUUUGAGGAAGAGGACGAUGUUGUGGCCGAGGAAGAAGAGGAGCGCCAGGCCCAGCAGAAGCGGGCCGAGGAGGAGGCAGUGAGCGGGGCCCUGUCGUACUUGACGCCCGUGGAGGCCCGUGCCCAUCUGCGCGAGCUGUGGACCAAGGAGCGGCCUCUGCUGCAGAACCUGUUUGGCAUCCUCGCCCUUGCAUCCAGCUCGCACGAGAGCCCCGUCGACAUGUUCUUCCUCGAGGCCCUGGUCGUGCCUCCGACACGGUUUCGCCCGAUGAACUUCAUGAAUGGCCGCAAGUACGAGAAUGCGCAGACAGUGAGCCUGUCGCGAGUGCUGCAGUGCUGUGACACCCUGCGCGCAGUACUCAAGCUGCUUGCGCGCAGAGGCACAGACCAGUCUGAACGGCCCGAAGACCAGAUGGAGACUGAACGGCUUGAGCAACUGGUGAGCAAAGUGAUGGGCAAGGACUUGGAUGCCAAGAUGCACUUUGCCUGGAAUGCACUGCAAGUGGCAGUCAACGUCGUCGUGGACAGUGAGCUUGAUCGUCUCAACACCAACAAGGGCACACCAGGCAUCAAGCAGAUCCUGGAAAAGAAAGAGGGAUUGUUCCGUAAGCACAUGAUGGGCAAGCGUGUCAACUACGCGGCACGCUCGGUGAUCUCGCCAGAUCCAUACAUUGAUGUGGAGGAGAUCGGUGUGCCCAUGGUGUUUGCCACCAAGCUGUCGUACCCGGAGCCCGUUACCGAGCGCAACAUAGCCGAGUUGAGAAGAGCGGUCAUCAAUGGCCCGGACGUUUACCCAGGGGCUCUGCUGGUGGAACGUGAGGACGGUGGGGUGAUCCGACUGGACCCGACCAAUCGCACGCGGCGGGAGGCAGUGGCCAAGCAGCUGCUCACUCCGACCGAGGCACCCCAGCGCACGUUCGCCCGCUCCAAGAUCGUGCACCGGCACUUGCGGCAGGGCGACAUGCUGCUGCUCAACCGGCAGCCGACAUUGCACAAGCCCAGCAUCAUGGCUCACAGGGCACGUGUGCUGCCAGGAGAGCGGACCCUACGGCUGCACUAUGCCAACUGCAAGUGCUACAACGCCGACUUUGACGGGGACGAGAUGAAUGCCCACCUGCCCCAGAGUCCCCUGGCACAAGCCGAGGCCUCCGAGGUGGCCAGCGUCAACCGGCAGUACCUGGUGCCCAAGGACGGCACACCACUCAGUGGGCUCAUCCAAGACCACGUCAUUGGGGGAUCUCUCCUCACCAUGCAGGGGCGCUUCUUCACCAGAGAGGACUACAACCAGCUUGUGUUUGGAGCCCUGACUUUUGUCAAGAUAGGCAUCAAGCUCCUGCCACCGGCCAUCCAAAAGCCAGAGAUGCUGUGGACAGGCAAGCAGGUGCUGUCAACUGUGCUGCUCAACUGCAUACCACAUGGCAAGCCACCUCCUACAGUUGAAGGCAAGGCCAAAAUUCCAGCCAAGGCAUGGCCGAAAGGUGGCGAAGCUGAGGCCAACAUGAACGAAGGUGACGUGGUCAUUCGAGAUGGCGAGCUUCUCUGCGGCAUCCUCGACAAGGCUCACUACGGUCCAACCCAGUUCGGUCUGGUGCAUGUCUGCUACGAGCUGUACGGAGGUGCGGUAUCCAGCUUGGUGCUGAGUGCUUUUGCAAGGCUGUUCACGCACUACCUGCAAAUUUUUUCUGGCUUCACCCUCGGGAUUGAAGACAUCCUGGUCACCGACAAAGCUGACAGGAAGCGCAAGCGCAUCAUGAAGAAGGCCAAGACACAAGGCGAUGAGGUGGCUAUCAAGGCCCUUGGACUUGAGAACGAGGAUGAGCUGGAUGCCAUCCAGCUGGAGGACAGGCUGAGGGCGGCGCACGUGGCGCGCAAUGACCGACAAAUGAAGCAGCUCGACUCCAGCAUGAAGUCGGUCACCGACGAUGUCAACAAUCAGAUCAACAGGGCCUGCAUUCCAGAUGGCCUGCUGAAAAAGUUUCCCAGUAACAACCUACAGCUGAUGGUGCAGUCUGGGGCCAAGGGAGGAAUGGUGAACUGCAUGCAGAUCUCGUGCUUGCUGGGCCAGAUUGAACUGGAAGGGCGCCGAGUGCCACUUAUGCUCAGUGGACGCACGUUGCCGUCCUUUCUGCACUACGACACAUCACCACGGGCAGGUGGCUUCGUGGACGGCCGUUUUCUGACGGGCAUCCGGCCACAGGAGUAUUUCUUCCACUGCAUGGCCGGACGUGAGGGUUUGGUGGACACGGCUGUGAAGACCAGCCGCAGUGGCUACCUGCAACGCUGCCUCAUUAAGCACCUCGAGGGGCUUAUGGUCUGCUAUGAUCAGACGGUCAGGGACAGUGAUGGAAGUGUCAUACAGUUCCAAUACGGAGAAGACGGCCUGGAUGUGCUCAAAAUGCAGAUGCUCAAGCCAAGCCAGUUUCCCGUGCUCAUCAAGAAUAGCCAAGCGGUCAUCAACAGGGACGACAUUGAGCAAUGCGAACGUGCCACUGACCAUGACGAACUGCGCAGGUUGAAGAGAGCGGUGCGCAAAUGGAGAAAGAAAGUGGACGAAGACGCUGAAAGCGAAUCGCGCAGGCAGAGUGCUUUCACCCUCUUCUCUAAAACCCAAGGGUCGUUAGUGCGUGACGAGCACUUGAGCCGCUUCCACAAUGCAACUUCCGAGACUGCUCGUCAGGCCAUCUUGGAGGCCUACUUCAACCUUGACGAAAGGACACAUCACAAGCUCAACAAAUCCAUUGUGAAGCGUGCAGACCCGGUCUGUUCCAAGCUGAGGAGCGACGUUCAUCUUGGGGCUGUGUCUGAACGGCUGGACACAUUAAUCGAAGACUACGUUGAGAGAAAUCCUCAUGGCCUGCUCUUGGCAGAUGAAUCAGAAGGGCAAGGCAUGGAGAAGAAGACUGUCACCGCGGAUGAGUUCCGGAAACUGGUCUACAUGCGGAACAUGAAAGCCAUCUGUGACCCGGGUGAACCGGUGGGCCUGCUGGCUGCUCAGAGCAUUGGUGAGCCCUCGACACAGAUGACGCUGAACACGUUUCACUUUGCGGGUCGAGGCGAGAUGAACGUGACUCUGGGGAUCCCACGGAUGAGGGAAAUCCUCAUGGUAGCCAGUGCCAACAUUGCCACGCCAACCAUGGAUCUACAUUUGCUACAGCAGCCAGACAUUGAGCAGCGCGCUGAAGAGCUUCGGGUCAAGAUCACCGCUGUCAACCUCUCACAGGUGCUCGAGGAAGUGUCCGUCAAGGAGAUGCUGCACGUCAAGGGACGGUCGGAACGGUACCGUAGGUACCGGGUCCACUUUAAAUUUUUGCCCCGGCGAGCAUACCGCAAGAAGCUGCAGGCUACGCCAGCUCGCAUCCUACGCUACAUGGAGACCACUUUCCUCAGACGGCUCAUCGAUGCCAUCAAGCGCAAAAUGGAGCAAGUCUCUUCAGAGAGGGUGACACGCACGACCAAAGCUCGAGAACGUCGGGGUGAGGAGGCCGGCUUGGCGGAGGACGCUGGCAUGGCGCCACCGUGUCCAGAUGCAGACGAGGGAGGUGAGAGUUCGGACGAGGGCGAAGGGGACGGCGACACGGUGGCCCGACAGGCUGCUGCCCGCCACACCCAGGAGAGGGAGUACGAGGAGGCCGAAGAGGAAGAGCGCGUCGCUGCCCUAUCCGAUGAAGAGAUGCUUGAUGGCGAGACUGUGCCCCCUGCUGAGUCUUCUCUGCUGUCAGCCGAAGAAGGAGCCACUUCCGAUGACAUCUUUGUCUCGCUCCAAGAGACGGUUCGUGAUGAGAAGGCCGAGAAGCUGAAGCAAGCCAGGAUUUUUUCAGUGGUGAAGUACAACACCUGGGUCCUGGAGUACGACUAUGACGAUGCCAAGGAAGAGUGGUGUACGUUUACAUUUCAGCUUGAGCUGAAAGGAAGCAAGUUUGACUUUGCCUCACUGGUGGAAGAAGAGUCUGCGAAGGCAGUCUUCCAUUCCGUGCCUAACAUUGCACGGGCCUUCCUAGUCAAGGACACCAAGGACAAGUCGGGGUGCGGGAAGAUGCUCCAGACGGAAGGUGUCAACUUUGUGGAGAUGUUCCGAUAUGGCGAAAUAAUUGAUCUGAAGCGCAUCUACAGCAACGACAUUCAUGCCAUUGCCAACACAUUUGGAAUUGAAGCUGCAAGAACAGCAAUAGCUCGGGAGGUGGCCAACGUGUUUGCCGUGUAUGGCAUUGAGGUAGAUCCGAGGCACCUGCUGCUUGUCGCAGACUACAUGACGUUUGACGGCAGCUACCGUGCGUGCAACCGCAUUGCCAUGGAGAACAACGCCUCGCCCCUGCAGCAGAUGACCUUCGAGACGACCAUGAACUUUCUCAAGUCGGCUACCCUGGCCGGUACGGAAGACCACCUCAACUCCCCAUCCGCUCGUCUUGUGGUGGGCCGGGUGGUGCCUCUGGGCACAGGUUGCAUGCAGCUGCGGCAGCCCCAGACUCCGAACUUCAAGCUGCGCUCUCGUUAGACACUUCGCUGGACUGGUAGGGCGAUUGCAGAAAAUGGUGUCUGCAUCGGGUUCACACUUUGUUUUAAUAAACUGGUUUGCUUGUUUAUUUGCAGUC